Molecule: messenger RNA, 9139 nt
Organism: Choloepus didactylus (southern two-toed sloth)
Lineage: Eukaryota; Metazoa; Chordata; Mammalia; Pilosa; Megalonychidae
Gene: TRIM26
Product: tripartite motif containing 26
Exons: 7
Coding region: 6092-7711 (539 amino acids)
Molecular function (GO): protein binding; zinc ion binding
Source: RefSeq, a predicted model, not a curated record
GAAAUGAGCCUGGAGGUAGGAUUGGGCUACAUUAUCCAAGGCGCAGCAAGGAAAGGAAUUUUGACUUUAUCCUUGAGAACCUGAAAGCCAUUGAGGAGUUUUAACCUGGGUGUUUGCAUGAAUAAAUUUGCAUUUUAACACUUGGCAGUAUGUAUCUGAGGGUCUAAAGGAAGUCCUGUAUGGCUGGAGCACAGUGCGCAAAGGAAGGAUUUUAAGUAAAUUGGGAAAGUACUGAAGGGUUUUAAUCCUCACUGGAUCUGAUUUCAGCUUUUAAAUGCUCCAAUUAUGUGACCAGCUAUGAGCUCUGUGACAGAAGGGACUUGCCAUUUUUGUUCCCUACUGUAUCGCCAGUGCCUGGCACACUGUAGGCACUCAGUAAAUACCUGUUAAUUGUUGUAGGUCUCAUGAUACCCUGCUUCCCAGGGCUCUUAGGAUAAAGUGCAAAAUCCUUAAUGUGGCCAAACAAUGUCUUGCACAAUUUGUUCCCUCUUUCCCCAUUCUUUCUCCAUCCUCUCUCUGCUCGAGCCCUGACUGGUGGUUGCCUCAUCUACUCAGCCCACCAAACCCCACCUUUAGCCACUGGCUGCUUGUCAGUUCCUCAAACUCACUGCUACUUUCCUUCCCACUACCCUUUCUUCUCUCCGAGGCAGUUAUUUCCUCUGCCUUCAACAUCACUCCCUAAGAAUGGGCCGGUCAUUUACCAGGCACCAAGAUGCAGUGUGGUGGAGUGGAAGGAGCCCCCAGUUGAUAGGUGCUGCACCCUGGCCUUAAUGCUGACCACCUCGACCACUCUGCACAAAUCACACCAACCUCUGCCUCAUUUUUCUCCUCUGUAAACCAAGGUGCUGGACUAAUGAUUUUUCAACCCUGACUAGACAUUAGAAUCACCUGGGGGGCUUUUUAAAAAUACCAAAGCUUGCAUCCCACCUCCAGGGAUUCUGAUUCAGUUGGUUCCAGUAUUUUUUUUUUUAAAACCUCCCAGUGAUUUUUAUGUGUAGUCAGGGUUGUGGACCAUCCACACUAAAUGAUAAAGGGUUCCUUCUUAUGUUUUCUGGCACAAAGCAGCAAGCAAUGCUCUGGGGAAUAUUUUAGACAAGGGAGACCUUGGUUCAUGAUUCAACAUCAGACAAAUGUCCAGGCACAAAAACAGAGGGCCCUCAAUGUUCCCCCAAGGCACAGCUAUCCAGAGGGUCAGCUUCAGGACAAGGGUACUUUAGAGCCUUGUCUCAUCCACCUCCCAGCCUGCUGCUGCCUCCAGGACCCUCUCUUAGCCUGGUGAGAGUUGCCAGAUUGUCCACUCGGUCCAGGAGGUUUGCAUGGCCCGCAUUCCUCUUUAGGAUACCAGUGAUGCACUACCUCGUAGGGGGAAAGUAACCCGUGUAUGACCACAGGAAUGCACUGUCAGCCGUCACCAGGACCUCCUGAGAUACAGCCUGGUGCCCAUCUCCACAGCCACAUCCAGGGUUGUAAGAUUUGGGGAACCCGUCCUUUGAGGUCAUCAGCAGAAGUGUGGCCUCUCCUUUAGUAUCCAUACCCAGAUCACUUGCUUAUUGCCCUGAAUUCUGUCCUCUCCAGGUUUGUUAGAGGUGCCUCUCAGAAGUUUACUUCUGCUAGGAGAAUUUGCUUAUUUCAGAAAAACAAAGCACACAUUUAUGGGACUCCCUCAGGGCCUGGAGCCCCAGGCUAGGUGCUUUGGGAUUACAAGGGACUCUGGGGUAGUCAAGAGAGUCUUGAACUGAUAGCCUAUGCACCGGGGUGUGAAUCCAGGACCCUCUGCUCACUUCUCUGGGUUGCAGAUACCACAUCUGUAGAAUUAAAUGUCCUCUAGGGUCCCUUUCUGAAUGGCAUCCAGGAGCCCAGGGCAGCAGGAGGCAAUGAGGAAGGCAUGUCCUGCUAGAUGUGAGGCAGCAGAAGCCACAUAAUGUUAAGGGAGAGUUUAGCACCUACGAGAGCAGAAGGAAACUGUUAAGAAGCAAGGUGCCAGGUUGCUGAUCCUUUCCCUCUGGAAUUGGGCCUGGGUGGGGGUUAUGGUGAGGAGAGCCAGGUGUCUGUCCAGGUGUGGAUGUUCACAGUGGUAGUUUUCUCAGCCAGUGUUUGCAACUCACAGGGAUUCUUGCAGCCAAGAAUUGUGCACCUCAGCCACAUCCUGAAAUGUAUUAUUGCUGGAAGUUAAACAGUGUCACCUCUGUUAACAUAAGCAAAUUAAGUGUUUAUAACAUCCAGGGAAAGCAGGGGUGGGGGGUGGUAGGAAACUCAAAGAAAUUGUAAGGAGCGUCUCCAGUUCUUCCUGGGAGGAAGUUGCCAGGACUUUGAAGGGCUUGUCUUGGAGCACCUUCCUAUUUCUGUAGAAUCACAAUCAGUUUCUGGGUUAUUGAAGGGACAGAAAACGCCCUGGAGCAAGGGUGUGACUUCGGAUACAAGGUAAUUCACAUUCUCAUGAGGAUUCAGAAUAUUCAUUUUGGGUGAGGAAGAGGAGGAAACCCACUAUCUGUAAGUUUUUUUUUCUGGCUCUGACUUUCCGUGGUCACCUGUUGCUGGUUUAUAGAGCCCAAACUUGAACCCAGAUUGUUCAACCUAUGAAAUUACACUUAGGGUGUUAUAUGUAUUCAGUGAUACCAUAGUAAGCCAUUUUUUAAAAAUGUACAAGCUAUAAUAUGAUCAGGAUGGAAUCUGUAUAACUAAGAGAUGGAAUUGGACAUAGAAAUGAUAGUGUUUCUUUUGUCUGGCUAUGGCAGACUCUCAAAAGCAAAUUGUUUUAUACAAUUAGCAUUGUCUUCAGGUCCUCAAAAUCCCCUCAUUCAUUCAACAUAUAUGUAUUGAGCCAUGAUCUCUCUAUUAGUGAUUUGUAACCAUCUUUGGUGUUCACAAACUCUUUUAAAAAUGUGAUCGAAAACUGUGGCCUCUCUCCCCAGAAAACUUUUCUAAUUUUCUAACUUUUAAUUUUAUGUUUUGCUGAACCAUUUGAAAGUUAGUUAUAGUCAUGGUACUUUAUCCCUAAAGCCUAUAGCAUAUGCUACCUAAAAAUACGGACACUUUCAUACAUAACCUCAAUACCAUGAUCACAGCCAAGAAAAUAAUUUCUUCAUUUGAUCCAAUAUCCAGUCUAUUAUCAAAUAUCCCUUAAUUGUCCCAAAACUAUUUUUAUAGCUUUUACUUUUUUAAAACCAGGAUCCAGUCAAAGUUCACAUAUUGCAUCUCAUUGUUAUUUCUAUUUAGUCUUUUUAAAUCAAGAACAAUCCUUUUUUAUUUUUGAUGACAUUGACUUUUUAAAAGACUAGUAGUUUUCUUGUGGAAUUUCUCAUAUUCUGGAUUUAUCUGAUUGUUUCCUCCUAAUGUGGUUUGGCUCAUUAUCUGUCCUUCAUUAUUUUCUGUAAACUGGAAUGUCUAAGGGCUUGAUUAGAUUCAUUCAGGUCAAAUAUUUUUGGCAAGAAUAUUUCAAAAGUGAGGAUUUGUGAUUCAUAUGGCAUCACACUGGGAAGCAUGUGUCAGUUUUUCCCUGUAUAGGUGAUGCUGGAUCUGGUUUCUUGGUUAAGGUGGUUUCCACCAGAUCUCCCUCAUUAAGAUACAUCAGUAAGGAAUCCGUGACGAGAUACUUUGGCAUCAUGGGAGUGUCCUGUCCCCCAACACCUUUCACCUAAUGGUUUUGGCAUCCAUUGAUGAUCUUUGUCUUAAAAAAAUGGGAGUUUCAAAAUGAUGAUUUUCUAAUUCUCCUGCCCCUUCUACACUUAUUAGUUGGCAUUCUUCUGUAAUACUCAAACAAUUUUAUUCAUUUAGUCCAUAUCCAAUAAUUUUUAUGCAAUUCCAGGGGUUUUAAAGACUCAUCAAAUACCAGCAAGGCGCCUGGGUUAAGAACAUCUGCUCUAAGUAUGAAGGUGGCCAAUUGUGGCAGGUUUUGUGUGGAAGGGGAGCUGCAGCUGAACUCCUCAUAGACCUUUUAUUCUUCCUAUCAAUUGCAAGGGGGUUAAAUUCCCAACCUCAAAGAUAACACAUGCCUGUCAUAAAUGUUAUAUAAUCUGAACAGGUAUGAAUACAGCAAUAAUGGACAGAAUAUAAAUAAAUAGAUAACUUUGGGUUCAAAAAAAAAAGAUAACACAUGUCACCCCCCCAACAAAAACAACAACCUCAGCCUCUAAACUUCCAGGCCACUCAAUAAAGUUAGGUGAUAAAGGGAUCCAAAGCCCACAGGAAUCACCCAGUACCACCCUCCCUUUCCUCUUUCCAAACACUUUGCAGUAUGUUACAACUGAAAGAAUGCUGGGCUGAGUUCAUUUCCUGCAAUUUCAAAAGCAGGGAGUUGGACAAGGCAAUCUCUAGGAUUUCUCCCAGCCCUAACAUUCUGAGAAUUUGGUAUUUAUCUUCAUUUGCCAGUUAAAUUCCUUGAUUCUUUUAUUUGAGCUCUGUAUUUGUAUGUUUAUUUCACCCAUUACAUCUCGUAGAGUCAUACAUAUCUAAAUACAUUGGUGCUUCCAAUUGGAAUUUACAGUCAGCAGUAUAAUAAUCCCUUACAUUUGUACAGUAUUUUUACUUUAUAAAGCACUUUUAUAUAUUAUUGAAUUAGCUGUUAUAGUCCUGUUUUGUUCUCUCUUUGGGUCUUACCAAGUCUGGAAGUUUUGUUUCUAGCUCAUGAUGUAACUAUAUUAAAAUAAGUAGAAGGCCAUUGAGCUUUGUUAUGAAGGACUAUUACCAUACCUAAUCAAUAAUGGUAUCGAUAUUGCCUGUGCUUCCAAUUGCUUUACUCCACCCUCGUAGAUACCUUCACAGUGACUGCUCCAGUUGCCUUUCAUGGCUCAAUGUUACAGCAAAUCCUCCUAUCCCCUGCCCCAUGAGGGUCUUGUUUACUUUAAUUCUAGAGCACGUGUGUCAUUGUGGCUGGUUCUGCCACACUUCCUCUCUUGCCACCACUCUAAAUCUUGACCCUUGCACUCUUUGUGAUCUGAACACUCACUGGAUUUGGGAAACAAGGGUUCUGGUUUCUCACCUAGAUUUCCCUGUGUUCCAGGCUUAUGCUUAGUGCUUUCAAUAUAAUUCUUUCAUUCAACCUACUUAGAAACCCUUGAAGGUAAGUAUCACACUCUGCAUUUUAUGGAUGGGUAAACUGAGGCUCAGAGUACUUAAAUGACUUCUCUGUUGUCAAGGAGAGCUGUUGACACAUGCCUGUGUUGGAUUGGAUGUGCCAAGGCUCAUAACCUCAGACAGAACCUGGGCCUGGCUGUAAAGGUAAAUAGGAGCUAAGUCCUCAGGUACUUAGCCUCUGUGCUCCCUCUAAGGGCCAGGCCCUCAUCAGCACAGAGCAGUCAUGGCCACCUGAGGAUUCCUCCCAUAUUCAUUUCCCUCAUGAGUUUAGCCAGAAAGACAGCUCGCCCUUGUUAACAAUAGAGCAGCCAGGCCAGCUAGACAGAGGAAUCAGAACUGAGAAUGAAUCAGCUCAUAAAGUCACCUCUCUUUAUGUCUCCCAUUAAAGGGAGACAUCAGAGCUCAGACUCCUGAUGCUUCUUGAGUGUUGCUAAAGAACCCCAGUGCUCUUAGUCCUUGAAAUCUGGAGGAACAAACAAAAGGAACCUCUUAUUCUGUCAAGGCCCUCAUGAAUGGUUGUUCUGCUACUUAUGCACUGCACAACUGUGGGAGCAUUAUAUACAUAGUGAACAUUGUAGAUUUGUGUAUUUAUUACGACAGUUUCCGGCAGAUAGUGAUUAAAUGUAUUGUUCUGUCAAAAUUGGUGCAUUACAACAGUUUCCCAACAGUUGGAAGGAAAGGGUCUUCUUGAGGCAGAAGUGCUUUCCCAGCAGCAUGGUAUGGGCUAGCCCUGCCAUCUACUCUACCAAGCUACCUUCUCUGGUCCUCAGUUUCCUCAUCUGUAAAAUGAGGGGGUUGGUCUAGAUGAUGGGUAAGGUCUCUCUUUUUGCUCUGACAUUAUGUGAGCCUAGUAGGAGCUGAUAAGUAACCAUGGAUUGAUUGAUUGCUGGAUCUGGCAGCACUGUGCAGGGCUGCCACCUCCACCCCUUUGCUCUGACUGCUCUUGACUCCAUACUCUGGUCUCCAAGAAGGAGAAGCUCCACAUCAGUGAACAGAGACCCCUCUUGCUGAGGGCAUCAUGGCCACGUCAGCCCCACUGCGGAGCCUAGAAGAGGAGGUGACCUGCUCCAUCUGCCUCGAUUACCUUCGGGACCCUGUAACCAUUGACUGUGGCCACGUCUUCUGCCGCAGCUGCACCGCUGACGUCCGGCCCGUUGCAGGGGGCCGCCCUGUCUGCCCGCUUUGCAAGAAGCCUUUUAAGAAGGAGAACAUCCGGCCCGUGUGGCAGCUGGCCAGCCUGGUGGAGAACAUUGAGCGGCUGAAGGUGGACAAAGGUCGGCAGCCAGGAGAGGUAGCCCGUGAGCAGCAGGAUGCGAAACUGUGUGAACGGCACCAGGAGAAGCUGCACUACUACUGUGAGGAUGAUGGGAAGCUGUUGUGCGUCAUGUGCCGGGAGUCCCGGGAGCAUCGGCCCCACACGGCCAUCCUUGUGGAGAAGGCCGCCCAGCCCCACAGGGAGAAAAUCCUGAACCACCUGAGUACCUUAAGGAGAGACAGAGACAAAAUUCAGGGCUUUCAGGCGAAGGGAGAUGCUGAUAUCCUGGCGGCACUGAAGAAGCUCCAGGACCAGAGGCAGUACAUCAUGGCCGAGUUUGAGCAGGGCCACCAGUUCCUGAGGGAGCGGGAGCAGCACCUGCUGGACCAGCUGGCGAAGCUGGAGCAGGAGCUCACGGAGGGCAAGGAGAAGUACAAGGCCAGGGGCGUUGGGGAGCUCUCCCGCCUGGCCCUGGUCAUCUCCGAACUGGAGAGCAAGGCCCAGCAGCCGGCUGCAGAGCUCUUGCAGGACACCAGAGACUUCUUAAACAGGUACCCACGGAAGAAGUUCUGGAUUGGGAAACCCAUUGCUCGGGUGGUUAAAAAAAGGACUGGAGAAUUCUCAGAUAAACUUCUCUCUCUGCAGCGAGGCCUGAGAGAAUUCCAAGGGAAGCUGCUUAAAGAUCUGGAAUAUAAGACAGUGAGUGUCACCCUGGACCCGCAGUCGGCCAGUGGGUACCUGCUGCUGUCGGAGGACUGGAAGUGCGUGACCUACAGCAGCCUGUACCAGAGUGCCUACCUGCACCCCCAGCAGUUUGACUGUGAACCUGGGGUGCUAGGCAGUAAGGGCUUCACCUGGGGCAAGGUCUACUGGGAAGUGGAGGUAGAAAGGGAGGGCUGGUCCGAGGAUGAAGCGGAGGGGGAUGAGGAGGAAGAGGGGGAAGAGGAGGAAGAGGAAGAAGAGGCCGGCUAUGGGGAUGGAUACGACGAAUGGGAAACGGAUGAGGACGAGGAAUCGUUGGGGGAUGAAGAAGAAGAAGAGGAGGAGGAGGAAGAGGAAGUUCUGGAAAGCUGCAUGGUGGGGGUGGCCAGAGACUCUGUAAAGAGGAAGGGAGACCUCUCGCUGCGGCCGGAGGACGGAGUGUGGGCGCUGCGCCUCUCCUCUGCGGGCAUCUGGGCCAACACCAACCCCGAGGCCGAGCUCUUCCCGGCACUGCGGCCCCGGAGGGUGGGCAUCGCCCUGGAUUAUGAAGGGGGCACUGUGACUUUCACCAAUGCAGAGUCACAGGAACUCAUCUACACCUUCACUGCCACCUUCACCCGGCGUCUUGUUCCCUUCCUGUGGCUCAAGUGGCCGGGGACACGCCUCCUGCUGAGACCAUGAGACAGGACACCUGUCCCCGGGCCGCACACCCGCAGAUGCUUCCAAGGCUCAGUGACCUGUGGGGGGAGGUCGGAGUGUGCCUGGCCAUAGCACCUGGAGCAGGGGACAGGGGAGACACCAUAUCCACUGCCACCCCCGUCCUGUGGCCCCCUUUGAGUCCACACUCAGUGCUGUUACUCCUUCUGUACUGCUGCCCUCUGGCUCUCUUCCCGGCCCCUGUCGGUUUCUUGGGAAGUCCUUGAGGGACUCCAAGUCUGCUUUUUCUUGCCUAGUGUGGCAUACCAGCUGGUAUUGGAAAAACUAGUUGAUGAUUCUGCCUAAGGCCAUUUUGCUCUCCUCAAAAUUAUGGGUUCCCCCUUGCUCAAAUCUGCUUUGCUGCCUGCCUUCCAUGGCAUUUUACACAGACUUAUUCCACCCUAACUCCGAGUUAAACAUACAUGAAAAUGCUAAAAAUGAAUUGAAUGAAAACCCACUGAGGCUUCCCAGGCCAUUUAUGUAGGUCAACUGGAGUCAUCUCCUUGUGCAAUGCUUGUGCUUCCACAUAGGCGUUGUGAGGUCCAGAGUGGAGUCUAUGCUUCUCUGAGGCCAGUGCUGAGCAUACGAGGUUUCUGGAACUAAGGAACUGGUACUCUUUGGAGCCAUCUGUGGCCUUAGGGGGAGGAGUUUAGAUACAUGUGACUGGGGUAAGAAUAGUGAUUGGUGAUCAAUAAAUGAUCUGUGUAUUGGUCCUGAAAACACCAGGGGGAAUAUCCAAUAGGGUGAAAGAAACCUUCCUUGCCUUUAGAAGCUCACCACCUCUAUGGUCAGUUUCAUCAAUAAGAACACCAAGCUUCUGUCCCUGACCCUACUCCUCUGCUAUUUCAACAUCCAGGUUCCACCUUCCUAGUGGAGAGAGAGGCUGGGGAUGGGAGGACUGAGCUAUAUGGGAAGAGGAAAGGAAAGUAGUAGGAAUCCACAGUGAGCCCAUCAGGUUCUCAUGACAGGCAAGGCUCACAGGCCCAGCCCCCAGCCUCCUUGUUUCCAGGCACCCCACUCCCUGGGCAGCCCUAGUGGCCACAGUUCAACACACCAAAUUGGUCUCACAGUCUUCAUCUUCACCCUUCACCCUACCAGCCUUCUCUGUUGAUACAUUCCUUUGCUCUGCCAGUUCCCUACUUGUCUACGUUUUAAUUCCUCCAUCCCCUAAUCUAAGAGGCUUUCCAGUGGCUGUGGGUCUCAGUGGUCUCUGAGCCUCCACAUUGUCUGGAAGUUGCCCACUUUGUAUGUAUCACUUGCUGCCUGAGUCACAAGUACAUCUUAUUUCCACAGCUAGUUUUGUGAACUCCUUGAGGCUGGAUACCAUAUCUUCUACUUAUCUUGUAUUCUCCAUAGCACCUACUGCAGUGCCGGGCACAAAGUAGGUGCUCAAUAAAAACUUGUUGAUUAAUA